This is a messenger RNA of Ostrea edulis (European flat oyster), 4890 nucleotides long. RefSeq names its product GATOR complex protein DEPDC5-like. The record is from RefSeq and is a predicted model, not a curated record. Gene Ontology annotation, biological process: negative regulation of TORC1 signaling; positive regulation of autophagy; intracellular signal transduction. Gene Ontology annotation, molecular function: GTPase activator activity. Lineage: Eukaryota; Metazoa; Mollusca; Bivalvia; Ostreida; Ostreidae. Gene Ontology annotation, cellular component: GATOR1 complex; lysosomal membrane. Bases 52 to 4785 code for a protein of 1577 amino acids. The transcript has 39 exons.
ACAUCCCAUAACAUUGAUGGGAUGAAAGGAUGAAGUGUUCACUGCUAUAUUAUGGCUAAAACAUUAAAUUUAAGAGUCCACAAAAGAAGUUACAGCGAAAACAGCAAUCUAAAUGAAGAAAUCUUGAUUAAUCAGAAGGAUGUUUCAGAUGUUGUUGUGGGAGAUGUAGUAGAAAUCUAUCAUAUCGAGGAUGAGGAAAGUCGUCUGCUGUUACAAGUGGCGUCAUUAUCAGACGAAUUUCAACAAAAAGGGAUUGUCAGCAUUGAGCAAAGCAUUGCCACAACAUUCCAGCUUAGAGCAUACAAAGAUGUCAUUGUCAAAAAAGUGGACCCAAAGAGUGUGUCGUUGGACCUGGUGGAGAUGCUGUUUAAGGAUCAGUACUUCAGCAGGAGCGAUUUCUGGAGGCUGAGGAAUGGAAUCAUCGACUCGUGUGUGUAUCUCAACAAAAAGAUCGAACAUGCUGAAAUGAGACCGCAGGUGAUGGAGAUGUGGUCCAGAGGAGAGAGAGUCAUGUGUGGAACUAUAACGGAAGAGACACGGAUUGUGUACCGGUCGUCCACAGCAGUCGUCCAGAUCUUUAUCCAGAUGAGCAGUGAGAUGUGGGACUUUGAUAUUCUCGGAGAAGACCUCUACUUUGAGAAAGCCCUCAAUGGCUUCCUUACUGACCUGUUUGCCAAAUGGAAGGAACAGAACUGUCUUCAUGAUGUCACAAUUGUCUUGUUUUCUCGGACGUUCUAUAAGGCACAGUCACUCGAGGACUUUCCUGAUUACAUGAGAGAUUGCAUAGUGUGCGACUACAAAGGAAGAUACUACCAGGACUUUUACAGGAUUGUGGUACAGAACGAGCGAUACGAUGACUGGACAACCACCAUGAUGCUGUUGCGUAAACUCUGUAAUACGUAUAAAGAUAAAAUUCUGAACUACCACAGACAGAGAGGGCACAAAGUUCCAGUGGCAUACAACUCCAGGGCGGCUCAAGGCAACUUUCUGGAAACGCUCAACAUGUCCCUCAACCUGUUUGAGGGUUACUACAUUGACAGGAACUUUGAUAGAACUGGUAAGGUUGCCGUGGUAAUCACCCCAGGAGCUGGAGUGUUUGAGGUGGACAGGGAACUAGCCAACAUUACCAAACAAAGAACUAUUGAUUGUGGGGUGGGCAGUGACUUGGUUUGUAUGGGAGAACAGCCCCUUCAUGCUGCUCCAUUAUUCAAGUUUCACAACAAACAUGCCAAGAACUCGCUAGAGGUGGGGGACGACUACAACAUUCCUCACUGGAUGAACCACAGUUUCUACAUUUCCAAAAGUCAGAUAAAAGCUCGUUUACAAGGAUCGUUCAUCCCAAGAAUUAAACCACCCCCAGAGUUUUUUGAAGCACAGAGAAGGCCUGGUGACAGAAAAUUGAUUGCACAUUCUCCCAACCAGUCGGAGGACGAGGAUAAUUUUCCCUUUGUAGAUUAUGAUGAGUAUGAUGCCCAGAUCUGGAAACUUCCCACCCCAAACUCAACAAGGUUUGGGUCUUUGAAGAGUCCCUACCAUGCUAGGAGGGAGCCCCAAACACUGGCAGAAGCCAAACAGAUAAAGAAACCCAGAAAGAGAAAUGUCUCAGAUGAAUACUCCAGCUUCGUUAUAGAGAAGGGGGAGAGGAGGGGGUCUCCAGCCAUCAACAUCCCCACCCUGGCACGGUCCAGCAGCACCGAGGAUGUCUCUUCCUCUGUCGGCUGUUAUCCCAUCGUCAAAAAAAUAUCAAGUAAAGAAUCAAACAACUCGUCAGAGACAGAGGAAACCUACUUCUCCAGGAGGAUUGUGGGUAGUGCUGAAUCCCCGGUCGGGUACUCCAGGAGGCACAUUCACCAGGCCAAGUCACGACGAGCCCUUAUCAACCCGUUUGCUCCGUCCAGAAUGCAGUUCAAAAUGACGUCCAACAGACGGCGAUGGGUGCACGCUUUCCCCACAGACCCACAAGGUGCUGCUGUACAGACCCAUCAUUUUCACGUUUACAAUAAGAAGGGUUCAUCAGCAUUAUUAGAGAAAUUGAGCCGGGAAUCAGCUAAGAUGUCACAAUUGUCGAUGGACAUGAAAAAACAGCCCUCCUUUACUGUACAGGAUAGCAGUGAAAAAUGUUCAGAACCUAGCAGUUUGAAUCGCGCUGCCAGUGGCCUGGUGACGGAGGAGAAGGAGUUUUAUGUGGGGUCAGUCGACAGUUGUAAGAGUAUAUCCCCGACCAGCAGCCUGCAGAAUCUAGAGCGGUUUGGGCACAGCUCUUCCCUGGGCUCGACCAACUACAGUAGCACCAUGGAUGGGGGGCUCCAGGGAGGCAGAGUCCUCAGACACAAGACCAGGGAAAACCGCUCCUACCUGUGGGGCCCCACAGGGGAACAGGAAUGGAGCCCGGACAUGACUACAGGCCAGGACUGGUUUCCUGCACAUGGUUGCCAAACUGAAUCCCGUCUCAUCAAGCCAAUACUAACUGCAGACAUUCACUCGCAAAAUUUCUGUGCUGGAAUAAGCGUGGACUGGAAGUCGCUGACUAUGCCCGCCUCCCUUCCCAUCACCACGGACUACUUCCCGGACAAACGGAGUCUGGAGAACGACUACACAGUAUCGCAGUACACACUGAUCCCGGAAGACGUGAACAGUGAAUACUACUCGAGCCCCCCAGUCUCGGAGGACGACAGAUUCUACAGAAGAAAGCCCCUGUUAGUGACAGAGCUGUUUAGGGAGCUGAUUUCCCAGAGGCUGGCCCAGGGAUUCCAGAUCAUCACUAAGAUGAAGGCAACCAUGCGGUCCCAGGAGACGUUGGUCGGUUCCUCUCCCCAGUACCCACUCACCUCCAGUCUCAUCAGGGCCCGGCCCCGGUCUGGACCUCAGGAAGAGAUUUAUCUCAGCAUUGGAUUGAUAUUUCACAAGCUGACCCUUAGUGGACAAACGAUUCAAGUCACACAAUACAGACCGAGACAUGAACAGAGGCAGCUAAAGUACCUGUACCGCUACCGUUUCCAAGUCCCCGACUCACUCGGUUACGACAUCUCCACGAGCGAAUUCCGAAACGAGAAGCUGGAAAACUACAACUGGAAUUAUCUAGAUCAGUACAUCUGCACUCGUGGGGAGGGGGACUAUGGGUUAUUGGAUCCUUUGAAAUACUGGAGAGCAAGAUUUUUUCUGUUGCCAUGUAAUAAUCCAGCUACGAAGAAAAUCAUUGAAGGAAAUGAUCGCAGGUUAUUCCACAGGUGUGAUAUCUACAAGACUAAGAGCAAACAAGAACUUCAGCAGUUGAUUAGUGGAUUUGUCCGCUUCCUGGAAACUCUGAACAAAAUCAGGAGAACAGCGCAGACCAGGAGACCGAAGCAGCAUUCAGGAGACAAUGUAUCCACUACUCCUUCAACAGAUCAGCAGACCGCACAAACCAGCCAGAAAGAAGCGGUGGUUCUAUCGACGUCCAUGCCGUCAUCCAAACUGGUGGAAGCCAUGAGAGAUCCUCAGACAGGAUUACCCAUGAUUCCUAAACAGACUGGUCUGCCGGAGAACUGUUUUAUCGCGGAGGAAGCUGUUGACUGGUGCAUCCAGAACAUACAGGAAGUGAAGGACGUCGGUGCUGGCAUCCAUCUUAUGCAGAGACUACAAGAUGAACACUACGUUUGCCAUUCCUCAGGAAAUGCUCAUCACAAGUUCAUCCAUGGUUUCUAUCUCUACAACAUUGUGUCACCUAAAGACAAACCUAAAUCUGAUAUGUAUGGACCUGUUUACAAUUAUUUGUUCCAAAACGAGUGGUGUGAAGUGUCUAUUCUGCCGGUGGAGAGGGAGAGGUCUGAGAUAGCCCUGUUUACGACAGACGAGUCUCCGUGCCAGGUCUCCGAACUGUGGGUGGACCAGUCCUGUAAUGACUGGCGCACUCUGUCCGGUAUAGACUCCGGGGCUCAGGGCUGGGGUCAACUCGCAGGUUCUCGAGUAAACUUGUGUGCAAUCAAAGCGACUCUGACUCACAAGUACGUCCAUGUGGAGGUGGAUGUUAAUAACAGGAGUGACCGGCCAGAGUGGGCGUCGGCCCGUUACCAUGCCUACUACAGUCCAAAUGCUGCUUUUGAAUUACAGAUCCAAUGGAUGGUGGCAACAGGAUCUAUCCUUGGGGAUCUGGUGACCACUUGGGGACGUAAGGCCCAGGCUUGUGGAUUCCAUCUUCUGCCUGUACCUGGUGACCCUUUUGCACUGCCGUCUGCCCCCGAUUCCGACCCCCUCAGAGGCCCUAUUUUUGUUCCAUUGGACAUUGCUAGUUUGUCUCAAGGAGGAAAAGCAAUAUUUCAUGAGUUAGAUUCAGACGCAAAAUCGAAAAAACUGUUUCACUUUCAAGAUGAAAUCAUCAAAAGGUAUGGUUUCAUGCCGAUCAAUGUGUGCGUUUCCCCGACUCACCGUCACGACCAGACAGACGAUCAACAGCAGUACAUUCACUGCACAGGGGGAAUGUUCAGUCUCAUAGAGAGUAGCCAUCUUGUGUCGCCGAAAGUCGUCAAAACAACACCCAGUCGAUUUAGCAAAAAAUCUGCUGGGGAACUCCGCAAGGAUUACAUAGCAAGACAGAACAGCAACACGUCAAGUUCGGAUGUUGUUACGAAAAAUAAGACUGGAUUCCUGUGGUCCUGGAAUUUCAUGUCGUCAAAGAGAUGGCGGUCGCCGAACACUGGGGACGAGUCUUUUCAGGACAAGAUGUUGGCAGACUUUCGGCAAUUUUGUGCAAAUGAAAACAACAGACUGACGGAGUUUUGGAAUGAUUUCAAAAUGUCUGCUUUGUAACAAUGUUUCUGAGUAUUUCAUGGAGUUGGUGCAAUUUAACACAAAAAUAAUAACUUUCAAAUUGUUGAAUUUUAUGAAAUUUAUUGAAUAAAUAGUUUAAAAGUU